Rosa rugosa (rugosa rose) is the source of this 2041-nucleotide messenger RNA. RefSeq names its product UPF0496 protein At4g34320-like. Lineage: Eukaryota; Viridiplantae; Streptophyta; Magnoliopsida; Rosales; Rosaceae. The record is from RefSeq and is a predicted model, not a curated record. The coding region runs from base 376 to 1539 and encodes 387 amino acids. The transcript has 2 exons.
AUUCCAGGUACCAAGAUCUUAUAGCAUACUCCGCAGCUUUCACAUUUUGACUUCCAGUCUUUGAUCUCUGGUUUUUAGUUCACCACUGAAAUUUAGCUUUUGGGUGCUUAGGAUCUGAUCUAAACUGAAGUGCUUGGGUCAUUUCUAGUUCUACAAUCCACUCUUGGACUAGAUUUAACUCAAAGUUUGUAGCUUUCUGAGGAUUUCUUUGCAUUGAGAUUGCAUUUUGGUAGCUGGGUUUACAAGCUUUUGCUAAAUUUAUGAUCUUUUGAUUGAAUUGAAGACUAGAAAGAGGAAAGGAAUUUUCUUUUUUUUUUUUUUUACUACACAACUCAUAGUUUUGAUUUCUCGGAGCUUUAAAUUAUCUGAAAGCCAAUGAUGGGAGGAAACUGCAGUAAAAACAAAGGUGUUGAUGCACCACCACCCCCGCCGCCGCCGCCGCCACAACAGCCCGUCGAAAACAAUACCAAAUCCGAGUACACAUCCCAUUUGAGCUCUUAUGAGGCAGCCUGUAAGCUCGAUUCGGGUUUACAAUCGUUUGAUGUAUCUCUCCAACAGCGCACUAGCCGAGUCUUCAACUCACUUUCCACUGGAGUUGAAGUUAGGUCCUUAUCUUUGGAUUCACUCAAAGAGGUCACUGAUUGUUUGCUUGAGAUGAACCAGGAAGUGGUCAGUGUCAUUCUCGAAUGCAAGAAGGAUGUAUGGAACAAUCAAGAGAUGUUCUCUCUAGUGGAGGAGUACUUUGAGAACAGUCUCCAGACAUUGGACUUCUGUACUGCCCUCGAGAGAUGUCUCAAGCGUGCAGUGAACAAUCAGCUGAUAAUUCAGGCUGCGGUGAGGCGGUUUGAGGAAGAAGUAGAAGCUGGUUUCGAAGGGAAGGGGUGUGUAAGGACAUUGCAGGAGUUGAGGGCAUUUAAGGCAGCCGGAGACCCUUUCACGGAGGAGUUCUUUGUACUGUUUCGGGCAGUUUAUAACCAACAGGCAUCGAUGCUCCAGAAAUUGCAAGUCCGAAAGAGAAAGCUUGAUAAGAAGUUGAAAUCAGUGAAAGCUUGGCGGAAAGUGUCAAAUGUUAUUUUUGUUGCCACUUUUGUGUCUGUAUUGAUAUUUUCGGUGGUGGCAGCUGCCAUUGCUGCACCGCCACUUGUAACCGCCUUGGCAGGUGCACUGGCUGUUCCGAUAGGUUCUGUUGGAAAAUGGUGUAAUAUGCUUUGGAGCCGCUACGAGAGGGCUCUGAAAGGGCAGAGGGAGAUAAUAAGCUCAAUGCAGGUUGGAAGUAUGAUUACAAUGACAGACUUGAACAACAUCAGGGUGCUUGUUGAGAAAUUUGAAAUCGAGAUUGAGGCACUGCUUCAGAAUGCUGACUUUGCUAUUAGAGAAGAGGAUGCUGUGAAGAUCGUGAUGAUUGAGAUCAACAAAAAGCUGGAAAAGUUUAUGGAAACCAUCGAAAGUUUAAGCCAAAACGCUGAUAAGUGUGGCCGGAAUAUAAGGAAGGCAAGGACAGUGAUUUUGCAGAGAAUAAUUAGGCAUCCCAUCAAAUGAACAGCCAUUUGUAUGAGAUGGAUUUAAGAACUGUUCUGUUUCGUGCUUCUCUAUUUAGGUAGAGAUGGAGAUUGUUUCUCUUCAGUCUGAUACAUUGCGGCUAUAUGUUCCCAAUGAAGAUGAGGAAUAUGAACUGGCUCAGUAUUAGGGAAGACGUACUGCUUCUGUUGAGAGGCUGAGUUAUAUGUAUUUGCAGGUGUUUUGGAGUAAGCGGAUGUUGGUGGUUCUAUAAAAGCCCGCAAAGGGAUGAAUGGCUGGAAAUUUAGUGGGAAUCCGGUUGUAGCUGUGUUUUAUCCAGAGGACAAGUUUGCUCAGGGUGACUAUGUUGCUAGUUGCUAGCCCCUCUGAGUUAACUUAAGAUUAUCAUGAUUGUAUGAAUUAUUUUUCUUUUCCCAGUUAUUUGCUUGUACUGAGAUCUUUGUAGCCUAGUUUAUAAGUACGAUGAACAUGCAGUUCUGCACAUUUUCAAAUGAAUUUGGUGAUGAACAUUAGCCUCGCUUUC